GUCUCUAUCCCCCCCCUUCCAAUUUCAGGUCUUCGUGAGCUGAUGAACAGACCGCGGAGUGAGUCAAUGGGCAAUGCUGCGGACAGACGCAAGACGACACGAAACCCUAUCAAUAAGAAGCUCGUUCGAGUGCAGAUAGAAAGUUGCCCAGUUGAGUCGGUUUACGAUCUGCGGGAAGAGGACGACAGCAAUGAGACGCAAUUCUAUAACGAUUCAUUCGCGUUUCGACGGCCCCGAUCCAAUAGCUCGGACUUCCUAAUACUCCGCAAGACGUCACGUCCGCUCUCAGUUGAAGUGGUCGGUCUAGUAGAUGACUUCUCUGACCCGUACAAGCAGUACAUGAGUGUCGUGGAU
Molecule: messenger RNA, 354 nt
Organism: Anisakis simplex (herring worm)
Lineage: Eukaryota; Metazoa; Nematoda; Chromadorea; Rhabditida; Anisakidae
Source: the annotation of a GenBank genome assembly